AUGAAACCCUGUCAAAAAAUUGAAGGAAAACCAGAGAAUGAGAGUGAAUCAACAGUUGAGGAAGAGCCAAAGCCUGAGGAAAAGCCAGAGGAGAAGGAAGAACCAGAGGAGGAGGAAGAAACAGAAGGAACUUUCAGAGAAAGGCUGAUUCAGUCUCUCCAGGAAUUUAAAGAAGAUAUACACAACAGGCAUUUAAGCGAGGAAGAUAUGUUUAGAGAAGUGGAUGAAAUGGAUGAGAUCAGGAGAGUAAGAAACAAACUUAUAGUGAUGCGUUGGAAGGUUAAUCGAAACCAUCCUUAUCCCUAUUUAAUGUAA
This is a messenger RNA of Orycteropus afer afer, 315 nucleotides long. RefSeq names its product transcription elongation factor A like 9 (gene TCEAL9). The transcript has a single exon. Lineage: Eukaryota; Metazoa; Chordata; Mammalia; Tubulidentata; Orycteropodidae. The coding region runs from base 1 to 315 and encodes 104 amino acids. The record is from RefSeq and is a predicted model, not a curated record.